UCUCAAAAAAAGACUGAGUGGCAACCGCGGUUCAAAUACUUUUAUCGAUAAAAAUCGAGAAAUUUCAGCCAACAUUGAAAAAAACCAAAAUUUGAUUUCUAAAUUACACGAAAUCGAAAUGUACUCGAGGAAAAAGAUCAGACAAAAUAUUCCUCCUGUUUCUUGUCGGUGGAAAGAAUGUAAUGAAUUAUUCGAUGACGAUUGGAAAUUGAACGGACAUAUUGAAAAUCAUUUGGAGGAAUUCGAUCAAGAAGGCAGUGAAGUUCUUGAUUGUCAAUGGAAUGAAUGUAGUUUCAAAACCAGUGAUUAUGUUGAAAUCAAGCGGCAUAUUUAUUAUCAUGGGUACUACACUGCGCUUUUAGUAAGAGGAAAAUAUGAAUGUGAACAAAAUCCCACUAUGCCCAAAUGCAGUACACGCGCAAGAGAAUGUGACAAGAUACCUGAAUUAAAAAACGACUUUACAUGUGAGUGGAUGGAUUGUCAACGCACAUUUGUAUCUAUAGUUGAGUUUCAAGAUCACAUUAUUCAGCAUGCAUCAUUUGAAUACGAAAUUCAGAAGUCGCCAAAUGAUACCAGGCCCAAGGUGCAAUGUAAGUGGAGUAUAUGCCGAAAGAUACUGGAAAAUAAAUACAGAUUAAUUGAGCAUAUUCUUACUCAUUCUAACAAAAAGUUUGUGGCCUGUUUUAAUUGUGGUGAAGUUUUCCGGACUAGAACUACGCUAUUUGACCAUCUACGAAGGCAACCAGAGAAUAACACAAAUAAAUUUCAAUGCGACCAGUGCUUUAAAUAUUUUGCCACGGAAAAAUUAUUGCGGUCACAUUUCCUUAAGCACGUAAAUUGCUAUAAGUGCAGCCUCUGUAAUAUGUCCUGUCCAUCUUCAAGCUCUUUAGCGAGGCAUAUACGUUAUCGUCAUCUUAAAGACAAGCCUUUUAAGUGCACUGAAUGUGAACAUCGUUGCGUUCGCAAAUGCGAUCUCGAAAAACAUAUGGAACAUAUUCACAGUAAUAAAGUUCAUCGCUGUCAGCAAGCUGGGUGCAAUUAUGCCGUUCGUACUUACAACUUGUUAAGAAGGCAUUGUUUGGAGGUUCAUGGAAACAGACCAUUCAUAUAUAUGUGUCAUUGCUGCGAUAAAUUGUUUAAACAUAGCAAAUAUUUGUCAGAGCACUUAAUAAAAAAGCAUGACUUCAAACUUCCUUCUGGACACAAAAGAUUUACAUACCGCAUAGACGAAAACGGCUUUUACCUGUUAGAGACAUUGCGAAUAGAAAGCCUCGAAGUAACUAAACAGAUUUUAUCGCCACAUCCGUUGGGAGCAUCCGAUGUAACUCAAGACAGCACUUGCUAUGAAAUAGUUUCUAUGACUAACGAACAAGAUCAGCGUAUAAUUGUUGCAAAUGAUGCGAAUGAAGCACGAUUGGUAGGUGAAGUUGUUAUAUCAUUACCAUUGCGAAACGAGAGAUGAUUAAAAAUAAGAAUAUGUACAGUCUCAUGCGAUAUCUCCGUGAAAUAAAAAUUAGUACAAAACUUAUAUAUUUAUUACCUUAUUCACAAAAAAUAGAGCUUUAUAAAGUGCCAUUUUCAUACAAAUAUUAAAUUUGUAAUAGGCGGCAUAUACGGGUCUGGCUUGCGAGUCGGUUUGGAUGUAUGUGCGUGUUAACUCGCCUUCGACUACACACACUUAAACCAUUCAGAGUCAUUCCAGGAGUUAUGUCGGUGUAACUACCCUGAAGGAAAGAUUGGUCCAAUCGCACGAAAAAUAUAGUCGUAGGUAUGGUAGUUUUGUAUCUAGACCAAAGAUAGUCCAAAAAUUUUAAGCAAUGUAAUGUAAAACAGGUGAAUUGUACUAAAAGUGGUCCGAAUGUAUUGCAUAAGGUAUGAGUUUUGUUCUAAAAUUGGUUACAAUGUCACGCAGUAGCGGACAAUGGGUAUGAUGAACGAUUUACUGAUAUGUGGGCACUUAGUCAACGAAUUUUCAUCUGCGGCGUUGCCAGUAUCCGCUUAGAAAAUCUGAGAGCCCCGGUUCGAAUCGCAGCACCCGCAAGUUUUAUUUU
Molecule: messenger RNA, 2051 nt
Organism: Rhagoletis zephyria (snowberry fruit fly)
Lineage: Eukaryota; Metazoa; Arthropoda; Insecta; Diptera; Tephritidae
Gene: Hinfp
Product: Histone H4 transcription factor
Biological process (GO): regulation of transcription by RNA polymerase II
Cellular component (GO): nucleus
Source: RefSeq, a predicted model, not a curated record